UAUUUAUUUAGUUCCAAUAGUACUCACAGUUUUUUUAUAAUUAAUUUUAAAAAAAUUAUCAGCUUUUGUGAUCUGUCUUUGGUUUCAUCGAGAUGGCGGAUCGCGACCGUGAGAGGCACAUGCAAGUUAGUCACCCUUACGAAGGCGGUCAGGGCAUCAAGAGCAUCCUUCCUGAACGUGGCCCCUCUAGCACUCAGGUUUUGGCCCUCUUGACCGGUAUCCCGGUAGGAGGCACGCUCCUCGCCCUGGCCGGUCUGGCCUUGGCCGGUUCGGUGAUCGGCCUGAUGAUCGCCACCCCACUCUUCAUCAUUUUCAGCCCGGUCAUCGUCCCUGCCGCGAUCACGAUAGGGCUCGCCGUGACUGGGUUCCUGUCGUCGGGCCUGUUCGGGCUGACGGGUCUGAGCUCGAUCUCGUGGGUAAUGAACUACCUGCGUGGCACAAGACGGUCCAUGCCCGAGCAGAUGGAAUAUGCCAAGCGUAGGAUGGCUGACGUGGUCGGAUACACUGGUCAGAAGACCAAGGACGUCGGCCAGACCGUUCAGAGCAAGGCCCAAGAAACCUCCAGGACCUGAAGAAGAAGAGGGAUAGUUCCGUAAUGUCGUUGCUGAUGACGUCACGUUGGUAUGUUGUUGUUUUUUAUUUGGGCCGGAAGGCCAAACAUAUGGGCCGUACGGUUCAUAGUAAGGCCCAUAAAGGAGAGCAUGGGCAGUUCCGUAGUUUCGCUUUUUGGGUUGUGUGCGUGUGUGUCGUUUACUUUCUACUUGUGGAAAUAUUUAAAUGUUUUGUAAUCCCUCGACCAGUUGUAUAAUUUGUGUUAAAAGAUUUUGUACUUUUUUUAGAAUAA
Molecule: messenger RNA, 844 nt
Organism: Tarenaya hassleriana
Lineage: Eukaryota; Viridiplantae; Streptophyta; Magnoliopsida; Brassicales; Cleomaceae
Product: oleosin 21.2 kDa-like
Exons: 2
Coding region: 93-572 (159 amino acids)
Biological process (GO): lipid storage; seed oilbody biogenesis; response to freezing
Cellular component (GO): monolayer-surrounded lipid storage body; membrane
Source: RefSeq, a predicted model, not a curated record